Messenger RNA from Mycetomoellerius zeteki, 1686 nucleotides. RefSeq lists its product as uncharacterized. NCBI's taxonomy places the organism in Eukaryota, Metazoa, Arthropoda, Insecta, Hymenoptera, Formicidae. The record is from RefSeq and is a predicted model, not a curated record. Gene Ontology annotation, molecular function: nucleic acid binding. The coding region runs from base 1 to 1686 and encodes 561 amino acids. Gene Ontology annotation, biological process: DNA integration. The transcript has a single exon.
AUGCCUGAUGCGUUACGAGACUUAAAUAUCUGGUGGUAUGGUCCACCAUGGUUAGAAUAUGAUGAGGAAAAAUGGCCCUCUGAGGAUUUUCUUGCAUCAGAUAUUCAGUUACCCGAAGCAAGGGUUACAGUAUUAUCGGCUGAAGUGAAGGCCAAGCUGGAAUUUAGCAUAUUUGAUCGCUUCUCCAAACUUUAUCGUCUCAUACGCGUCAUCGCCUUCUGUUACAGGUUUAUAAAAAAUUGUAAAUCGAACAAAAUCAGUGCUUUGCAAUCACAUAGUACGAGUAAGGUGGUGCAAUCAUUGAUCACAGAUGAAUUGGAGCACUCUAGACUGAUUCUUAUAAAAAUAGUACAAUCCGAAGCGUUCGAAUUAGAAUUACAUCAUCUGAAGAACAAUGAAUACAUAAGCUCACACAGUAAAAUUGCGAAAUUGAAUCCAUUCAUAGAUGAGCAAGGAAUUUUGCGAGUUGGCGGUAGGCUAAGACACGCCAGCGUCUCUUACGAAUAUAAGCAUCCGAUUUUGUUACCAGGCAAACAUCCAUUUACUCGACUAGUCAUUGUAUGUGAACACGAACGACAUCUGCAUGCGGGCACACAAGCAACCUUAGCGGCGGUUCGUCAAAAUUAUUGGCCGACAUCUGCGCGGAGCAUUGUUCGUGAUAUUGUAAGAAAAUGUAUAGUGUGCGUUCGUAAUGCUCCAAAGAUAGUCUCGACAUUAAUGGCCGAUCUUCCCAAGGCGCGAGUAAAUCCUGUGAAAUAUGCCUUCCAAAAAUGUGGCGUCGACUAUGCGGGCCCUUUCUGGUAUAAGGAAGGUCAACGAAAAAACGCGAAAUUAAUAAAAUCUUAUAUAGCGUUAUUUGUUUGUUUUGCCACUAAGGCAGUACAUUUGGAGUUAGCUGCGGACCUUUCCGCGGAGACUUAUCUAAGCGUUCUCAAAAGAUUUAUUGCUAGAAGAGGGCGCCCCAGCGACAUUUAUUCAGAUAAUGGGUUAAAUUUCGUAGGAGCCAAUCAUGAAUUAAAUGACUUACAUAAACUUUUUAACAACGACAUUGAUAAUCGUAGGAUUGUUGAUUUUGCGACAAUUGAAGGCACAAGGUGGCAUUUUAUUCCUCCUCAAGCUCCACACAUGGGUGGAUUGUGGGAAGCUGCUGUGAAGAGCGCUAAAUUUCAUUUGAAACGUAUCAUCAACGAAGCAUCAUUAAAAUACGAUGAAUUGUUUACUUUAUUAGUUCAAGUGGAAGCUGUAUUGAAUUCGAGACCACUUAUGCCAUUAACAAGCGAUCCUAAUGAUUUAAGUUUCUUGACGCCCGGUCAUUUUUUAGUCGGAUGCCCGAUAACUAUGUACCCGGAACCUAGUAUUGAAAAUUUACCAGCUAACAGAUUGUCUCGAUGGCAGCGGGUAGAGCAAUUAAAGCAGCACUUUUGGCGACGUUGGGUAAGAGAGUAUUUACACAAUUGUCAAACGCGAGUAAAAUGGAAUACGCAUAGUGCACCUGUUAAGGCCGGACAAAUGGUGAUAUUAAAGGAGGAUAAUCUACCACCCUUAUGUUGGAAAUUAGCUCGCGUAGAAGAAGUGUAUCCAGGCGAUGAUGAUAUUGUGCGUGUUGUUUCCGUUCGAACCUCUAAGGGAAUCUACAAGAGACCUAUUACUAAAUUGUGUGUUUUACCCAUCGAUCAACAAUCAUAG